GCUGAUAGCGCAGGGAACGCAACAUGGCCAUAUCAGAGAUUCAAGACUAUGAGCUUCACGCCCCCAUAUUUGGAGAUCUCGAACAAAUACCGACCCGCGGAGGGCUAUUUGUUUUUCGCUCCAGACGGCGCCUCAGAGUACCAGCUUGCUCCCUUGAUCAUGGAUAUGGAAGGCGAGCUUGUCUGGAACGGCCCGCUGCAUGAACAUGCUUUCGGCUUCGGCGUGCAAGACUAUCUGGGCGAGCCGGUGCUGGUGUGGUGGAAUGGUACGGUCUACCCGGAGCCCGUCGGACGCGGCAAUGGUGUCGUUUACCUGUUCAAUAGCUCCUAUGAGCAAAUCUACGAAGUGAUGCUGCCGGGCAACUUCCUGGAACAGGUUCCGAAUGCGACUUUUCCAAGCAAUAUCGAUGUCCACGAGAUCUUCAUUACGAAGGACGGAUCAAUGCUCGUUACUGCGAAUAACGUCACACAAGCGAAUCUCACGUCAGUUGGCGGGCCAGCUCACGGCUGGGUGGUUGCGGCGCUUGUCUACGAGAUCGAGAUCGGGACGAACAAUGUGCUCUUUUCGUGGAACAGCCUUGACCACCUUGACCAGCUACCAUUUACAGAUUCCGUGUACCCACUAGGCAGCGAAGGCUAUACCGGCCAAACCCAGCCGCAGGCAUGGGGUUACUUCCACAUCAACGCUGUAAGUCCGUACGACGGCGGGUAUCUGAUCAGCUCACGGUUCCUCUGCAGCGCAAUUGCGAUCGGCACAGAUGGCCGGGUGAAGUGGCGUCUGGAAGGCCGAAAUGGCGGCGACUUCACGCUUGGGAACGGAACAGACUUCUGCUACCAACAUGACGUACGCGCAGUACCUGAGCAGCCGAGCAGUACUACAUCAACCUUUAUCUUGCAUAUGCAUGAUAAUCACAAUUCGCCGAUUGACAACAACACGGUGCCAUCUUCUGGCAAGAGCUUGUCGGUAGAUCUAACGUCUAAGCACGUCACUCUCAUUCAGCGGUACCUCAAUGUAUCCGGGCCCAUAUACAGUACGGCCCAAGGCAACUAUCAACCUCUCCGUGAUGGCAGUGUCUUCAUCGGACACGGAUGGAUCCCAGUCCUGGAAGAGUUCACGCAUGAUGGACAGAUUCUGUCGACCAUCCAGUUCGGGGUCGCAGAAGCCCGACCUGAAGGAGGCUUUAUCAGCCCGCUUGUGCCCACGCUAUCCUAUCGCGCCUUCAAGCAGCCAUGGGUUGGAUGUCCAAUUUUGCCGCCUAGUGUCGUUGCUGAGCGUGCAGCCAAUGACAGUGCGGCGGUGUACGUAAGCUGGAAUGGUGCGACCGAGGUUGAGGCCUGGGAGAUAUAUGGCGGCAACACUACGGAGCUGGCUCGUCUUGCCGUUGUGCCAAAGCAAGGGUUUGAGACCCUGGCGUACGUG
Baudoinia panamericana UAMH 10762 is the source of this 1419-nucleotide messenger RNA. RefSeq lists its product as uncharacterized. The record is from RefSeq and is a predicted model, not a curated record. The annotation marks the transcript as partial. The transcript has a single exon. NCBI's taxonomy places the organism in Eukaryota, Fungi, Ascomycota, Dothideomycetes, Mycosphaerellales, Teratosphaeriaceae.